AUGCAGGAACGCGAGGCUAUGCUCUCUCUGCUCAGAUGCCGCUUGCUAUGGUUGUCGAGGCGAUUUGCUAGCAGAGCGACCGAAAUCUCAAGAGAGAACUUUUCCGUUCUUGAACCCAGCGACGUCACCGUAUUCUCUGACAUCGUGGGCGAGCACAACGUUCUAGCAGCGAAGGACGAGACGCAACCAUACAAUGUCGACUGGCUCAACCUCUACCACGGACACGCGUCGGCAGUGUUAAGGCCCACGACAACGGAACAAGUGUCGCUUGUGUUGAAGUACUGUAACGACCGUAAUCUGUCCGUGGUGCCCCAGGGGGGUAACACGGGGCUAGUAGGCGGGAGCGUGCCCGUGUUCGACGAGGUCGUGCUGUCGACGUCUCUUAUGAAUAGAGUAAUUGAUUUCAACGGUGCAUCGGGAGUUCUGACAUGUCAAGCCGGAUGCAUUCUUCAGAACUUGGAUGCGUUCUUGGAAGAGAGAGGUCACGUGAUGCCUCUGGAUCUGGGAGCGAAAGGAAGCUGCCAGAUAGGAGGGAAUGUGGCUACAAAUGCUGGAGGGAUUCGUUUGUUGCGCUAUGGUUCUCUUCGUGGAACUGUUCUGGGCGUCGAGGCUGUUCUCGCAGAUGGGACAAUUCUCGACUGUUUGAAUCCUCUUCGGAAAGACAACACGGGGUAUGACCUUAAGCAAUUGUUUAUCGGGAGUGAAGGAACGCUCGGUGUAAUCACAGCCGUCUCUAUUCUCACGCCGACUCGACCACAGAGUAUUAACGUGGCCUUCUUUGGGUGUCGCUCAUUCGAGAAAGUUGUACAAGUAUAUAAGGUGGCACGACAGUCAUUGAGUGAGAUACUGUCGGCUUGUGAAUUUAUGGAUAGUGAAGCUAUGCGUUUAGUCUCCUCACAUCUCUCGCUUCAAAACCCUCUUUCAGACUACCCAUUUUAUGCUCUUAUUGAAACAUCAGGGUCAAAUUCUGAUCACGACCAACAGAAACUAGAAACAUUUUUUGAAGGUGUACUAGACUCUGAUAUUGUAGAAAGCGGUACAGUUGCAAACAGUCCGAGCAAAGUCGAGGCAAUAUGGAGUUUGAGAGAGCGAAUAACGGAGGCAUUACGAAUGGAGGGCAAUGUUUAUAAAUACGAUGUGUCGAUUCCGGUUGACAAACUGUACGACUUGGUUGAUGAAAUGAGGAUUCGAACUAGCGGUCGAGCUAAAUCGGUUACGGGUUAUGGACAUCUCGGAGACGGUAACCUUCACCUCAAUUUGACUUCCCCCGUUUUUGACCCGGAGUUAAAGGCUCUCAUCGAGCCAUUCGUCUAUGAAUGGACGUCGCAGCAGAAAGGCAGUAUUAGUGCUGAACACGGUUUGGGACAGAUGAAAGCUGAUUGUAUUUAUUAUUCCAAGACAUCGUCAGCUGUCCAGAUGAUGCUCAAAAUGAAGAAACUGUUGGAUCCCAAAGGCAUUCUGAAUCCGUAUAAGAUGCUGCCAAGGGAGGUACAUUAUAAUAAUAAUGGAUUGUAGUCUACUUUAUUGCAGUGGUAACAAGACCACUAUUGUAUAUAUCAAGUUAUGUUUGGUUUCACAACGGUCUCUGUUUGUAUGUAAGAUAUUGGAGUAAUUUUGUAUAAUUGUGUUAUUUUGAUUCAAUCAAAUGAUGGUUGAUAGUAAGUUUUGGACAAUUGAAAUUUGAGGUUUCGUCAUCAUGUA
Messenger RNA from Corticium candelabrum, 1701 nucleotides. Its product is annotated as D-2-hydroxyglutarate dehydrogenase, mitochondrial-like. Bases 1 to 1515 code for a protein of 504 amino acids. Gene Ontology annotation, cellular component: mitochondrion. Lineage: Eukaryota; Metazoa; Porifera; Homoscleromorpha; Homosclerophorida; Plakinidae. The record is from RefSeq and is a predicted model, not a curated record. The transcript has a single exon. Gene Ontology annotation, molecular function: FAD binding; catalytic activity.